This is a messenger RNA of Rhinocladiella mackenziei CBS 650.93, 804 nucleotides long. RefSeq names its product ADP,ATP carrier protein. The record is from RefSeq and is a predicted model, not a curated record. Gene Ontology annotation, molecular function: ATP:ADP antiporter activity. NCBI's taxonomy places the organism in Eukaryota, Fungi, Ascomycota, Eurotiomycetes, Chaetothyriales, Herpotrichiellaceae. The coding region runs from base 1 to 804 and encodes 267 amino acids. Gene Ontology annotation, cellular component: mitochondrial inner membrane. The transcript is spliced from 4 exons. Gene Ontology annotation, biological process: mitochondrial ATP transmembrane transport; mitochondrial ADP transmembrane transport.
AUGAUCAAGUCGGGUCGUCUCGACCGUCGAUACAAUGGUAUCAUCGAGUGCUUCACUCGUACCGCAAAGAACGAAGGUGUCAUGUCCUUGUGGAGAGGUAACACUGCCAACGUUAUCCGAUACUUCCCUACUCAGGCUCUCAAUUUCGCUUUCCGCGACACCUACAAGUCAAUGUUCGCCUUCAAGAAGGACCGUGAUGGCUACUGGAAGUGGAUGGCUGGUAACUUGGCCUCUGGUGGUGCUGCCGGUGCCACUUCCCUGCUCUUCGUUUACUCCCUCGACUAUGCCCGUACGCGUCUUGCCAACGAUGCCAAAUCUGCCGCCAAGGGUGGUGAACGUCAAUUCAACGGUUUGGUCGAUGUCUACCGCAAGACUUUGGCCUCCGAUGGUAUUGCCGGUCUCUACCGUGGUUUUGGUCCUUCGGUCCUCGGUAUCGUGGUCUACCGCGGUCUCUACUUCGGCAUGUACGACUCCAUCAAGCCUGUUCUCUUGGUCGGUCCUCUCGAGGGUAACUUUUUGGCCUCUUUCUUACUCGGCUGGGGUGUCACCACUGGUGCCGGUAUCGCAUCAUACCCUCUUGACACCAUCCGUCGUCGCAUGAUGAUGACAUCUGGUGAGGCCGUCAAAUACAAGAGCUCCUUCGAUGCCGCCCGACAGAUCAUGGCUGCAGAGGGUAUCCGAUCCUUCUUCAAGGGUGCCGGUGCCAACAUCCUCCGUGGUGUCGCUGGUGCUGGUGUGUUGUCCAUCUACGACCAGGUCCAACUCCUCAUGUUCGGCAAGGCCUUCAAGGGCGGCUCUGGCUAA